CGCCUGUUUUUCCCCUCUGCAGCUGCACGAUGUAAUAAUCUUUGAAUGCCCCAUUUCCACUUAAUCUGAAGGCGCGGCCCCUUGGCGAGGGGGGGAAUCUCCUCCCACGCAGCAGUGGGCAGCCGCUCCCCUUGGCAAAGCCGGGGGAGGGAGCGCCCCAAGCCCUGCGCGGGGGGAGCGGCCUCAGGGGCUCCCGAGCCGCGGGCACUCCCGCUCCCUGCCCCCGUCCCGGGGCUCGGAAGGGGAGAGACGGGGAAAUGCCAGCCUGAAAAGGCCGGGGCUGGGUGGGACCGUUCACCUGAGCGCUGGGAUUUGGGCUGGUUCGGGUGUGAUGCUCCGCAGCGCUGCCCUGCCCGCGGGGCAGGGCUGGCUGCACCCGAACCAGUCGGGCACGGGCUCACCCCUGGCUCUGGGGCCCUGCUGGGCACAGGGCAUCCGCAGGGGGUUGGGUCUUGGUGGGGCGAGCGGGGGUCCAGGACGAUCAGCCUGGCUGCCCCAUAGCGCCAACAAAGAGUGUGAGUCCUGCCAGUCCAUCCUGGAACAUCGGCCCAGCGCCUCCUGUGCCUCAGUUUCCCCUUUCACAUGACUGUCCUGUGCCCAGACUCCUCGCAGGUGCCUCGGGGGUCCUGCAGGACGGUCCCCAGCGGGUUUGGGACCAGCGGGUGACCCGGCACGCUCAGCUGUCCCCCGUGCCCGCGGGCUCCGGCCGGGCCGGCAGAGCCGGUGCAGGAAUGCGGGGCUGGGAGGGUCCGGCCCCGGCACAGGCGGUCCCUGCUGCGGGGGCACCGGGGGCGGCUCGUCCCCUCGGCAGUGGGACGGGGCGAGCCGAGCAGCACAGCACAUCCAGCGCCACCAGGACGAGCCCAUGGAGCUGCCGUGGGUGCUGCUGGCGCUGGCUGGGACGGGCGCGGCCGCGGACCUGGCCCGGCUGCCCUACGUGCCCCAGGUGCCCCCCAUGGCACUGCUGGGCAAGGUCACUGCCACCACCUUCGCGCUGGAGAGGCCCUGCUGCGUCUUCGACGGCCUCGCCGCUGCCUCCGACGCCGUGUGGCUGGCGGUGGCCUUUGCCAACGCAUCGGCCGCCUUCAGGAACCCGCAGUCGCGGGCAGAGGUGCCCCGGUACCAGCAGCUGCCCUCUGCCCGCUCCUACAUGACGCUGGAGACGGCGGCGGCCGCGUUUUCCUGCUCGGGGCCGAGCCCGGCCGUGCUGCGGGUCGGGGCGGACACGGCGUGCGGGGAGCAGGGCAGGCAGGACCCCUGCAACGGGCCCCUGCCCUCCCCGGGACCCUACAGGGUGAAGUUCCUGCUGAUGGGCUGCGGCGGCCCCAAGGCGGAGACGCACUGGUCCGAGCCCAUCCUGCUGCGCACAGCCGUGAGCCCCAGCGCCAUCGCCCCCGCCCGCCGGGGCAGUGCCCUGGUGGUCAUCGCCUCCGUCCUGGCCAGCCUGGGGGCCGUGCUGGCCACCGCCGUGCUCGGAGCCCUGGGUGCCAAGGUGUGGGGCUCCCGGUGCCCCCAGGGCUUGGGGACCGACGCCCUCACCCGCAGAUCCUACCGGACCCACCACAUCCCCCCGGCCCUGCCCCAGCCCUUGCCCCCCGGCUGCUCUGCCCCCCAGCCCCCUGCUCCGUGUCAGAGGAUCGUGGAACAGUUUGGGUUGGACGGGACCAUAAAGGGACCAGCUCGUUUCAACCCCCCUGCCACGGGCAGGGACACUCCCCACUAGACAUGGAGCGUCCUGGCAAGUAAAAUCUGAUUUUC
Messenger RNA from Passer montanus (Eurasian tree sparrow), 1758 nucleotides. It is a transcript of the gene UPK3B, whose product is annotated as uroplakin 3B. Lineage: Eukaryota; Metazoa; Chordata; Aves; Passeriformes; Passeridae. The record is from RefSeq and is a predicted model, not a curated record. Bases 866 to 1723 code for a protein of 285 amino acids. The transcript has 6 exons.